This is a messenger RNA of Lycium barbarum (goji berry), 672 nucleotides long. RefSeq lists its product as uncharacterized. The coding region runs from base 1 to 672 and encodes 223 amino acids. The record is from RefSeq and is a predicted model, not a curated record. The transcript is spliced from 2 exons. NCBI's taxonomy places the organism in Eukaryota, Viridiplantae, Streptophyta, Magnoliopsida, Solanales, Solanaceae.
AUGAUUCCCCUGGUGGAAGUUAUAAAAUUGCUAAAUGGUAGUAAUAAGCCACAAGUUGGUUUUAUAUAUGAUACAUUAGAUCAAGCUAAGGAGACCAUCAAAAAGGAAUUCAAACACCAGACAUCCCAUUAUGCAAGCUUCUGGGAAGCCAUAGAUGACAUAUGGGACGAAUAUCUCCAUAGUCAUCUCCAUGUUGCAGGUUACUUUUUGAAUCCAACCAUUUUUUACUCAAGGGAUUUCCACACUAAUGUGGAAGGUUCGCGUGGUCUUUGUUUUUGUGUUAUUUGCAUGGCAGAACAUCGUCAUAAACAGGAUUUGAUCACGUCGCAAAUUGAUGAGUACCACUUGGGAAAGUUAUGGUUGCAGAACUUUGGUGGUCAGAAUACGGAGGUGAUUGUCCCGAACUGCAUAGGCUUGCUGUUCGAAUCUUUAGUCACAUGCAAUGGUGCUUCACAUUAUAGGCUAAAAAGGAGCUUGGUCGAGAUAUUACUAACAGAACGGAUGAACCGGAUAGGGCAGCAGAGGCCUCAGGACUUGUUAUUUAUCCAUUGUAAUAUGCAAGUACAAGCUCUUGAUCCUGAAGGAAGCCAUGACAUUGCAGGUGAUGUUCUUGACCUGAUGGAUGAGUGGACAGUCGGAAAAAGGCCAAAUUUGGUGUCUGGAGAACACUGA